AGGGCGCUUGGCCCGGGCCGGAAGUGGCCUGUGACAUCGCCGGAAGUGCUUGAGAGGCAGCUGGCCCGAGGCGGCGGGGGCCCUGCGAGCGGGGCGGAGGGAGCGGCGCCGACGGACGCUCCUAUUGCAAAAGCUGCUGUUGAAAAGAAAAAAAUUUUUAUAAGAAGAGAAUGGAUGGAGAAGAGAAAACAUACGGUGGGUGUGAGGGCCCAGAUGCUAUGUAUGUGAAGUUAAUAUCUUCUGAUGGCCAUGAGUUCAUUGUAAAAAGAGAGCAUGCAUUAACAUCAGGAACAAUAAAAGCUAUGUUGAGUGGACCAGGACAGUUUGCAGAAAAUGAAACAAAUGAGGUGAAUUUCAGAGAGAUCCCAUCCCAUGUCCUAUCCAAAGUAUGCAUGUAUUUCACCUACAAGGUCCGCUAUACUAACAGCUCUACGGAGAUUCCUGAAUUCCCAAUUGCACCUGAAAUUGCACUGGAACUUCUGAUGGCUGCAAACUUCUUAGAUUGUUAAAUAAAAUAAAUUAUAAUAAAAAAAUGUAAAACUUU
Messenger RNA from Phalacrocorax carbo (great cormorant), 544 nucleotides. The record is from RefSeq and is a predicted model, not a curated record. Lineage: Eukaryota; Metazoa; Chordata; Aves; Suliformes; Phalacrocoracidae.